Molecule: messenger RNA, 1230 nt
Organism: Parascedosporium putredinis
Lineage: Eukaryota; Fungi; Ascomycota; Sordariomycetes; Microascales; Microascaceae
Source: the annotation of a GenBank genome assembly
AUGAAGUAUUCAUGCUGCCUUUAUCCGGAAGGAACCGAGACUAUCGCCCAGGCCGAGGUUGCCAUGCUUGAAACAUAUGUGACGAAGGCUGAGAUCCAAGAUGGUAUGAAUAUACUCGACUUAGGGUGUGGGUGGGGAUCGUGUGCUCUCUAUUUUGCUGAGAUUUUCCCAAACUCCAAGAUUACCGCGAUUUCCAACUCCCGAACACAGAAGCAGUACAUUGAUGCUAAGGCGAGAGAUCAUGGUAUCUCGAAUCUUGAAGUAAUCACGGGCAAUAUCGUGGAUUUCGAGUUCGAGCUCGAAUCCUUUGAUCGAGUGGUCUCAGUUGAAGAGGGGUGGAUGUCCACCCAUUUCUUCACUGGUGGGACUAUGCCCUCGGCGGAUCUACUUCUUUACUUUCAAGCAGACCUCAACAUCGAAAAGCAGUGGUGGAUCAACGGUAAACAUUAUUCGAAGACAUGCGAAUGGUCCCAGGGGUGUUUCCAUCCGAGUAGCACCGGGCCUGGCCAAGGUCUUCUAAAGGAGGCCCAGGAGCUUGCCGGGGCACCUUCCCGAGACUACACUGCUGCCCCACUAGAGUCUGACCUGUUCGAGUGGCACUUCACCCUCAAAGGGCCUCCAAACUCGGUAUAUAGUGAAGGCAUCUACCACGGUCGUAUCGUCCUGCCGCCUGCGUACCCCCUUCGACCACCGAGCUUUAGGUUCAUGACACCCAGUGGUCGGUUUGAAGCAAAUCGGGAAAUCUGCCUGAGCAUAAGUGGCCACCAUGAAGAGACUUGGCAGCCGGCGUGGGGUGUUCGUACGGCACUCGUGGCAUUAAGAAGUUUUAUGGAAACGGACGCAAAGGGCCAGCUAGGAGGCCUAGAUACAACCGACCAGGUCCGAAAACAGCUGGCUACCGAGUCGCUUACCUACCUCUGUCCGGCUUGUGGCAAGUCCAACAGAGAGAUUAUAAAAGAGUGCCAGGAAAGGGUAGAAUCGGGCGCUGUUACUCCCGACGUCGAUGUCGAGGUGCCAUCCGAACUAACAAUGGGCUGGAAAGAUGAGAUGGGACGCAGGGCUAGUGAUCUGGCACCCAAGACUAGCCACAAAAACCAACCUCAAAACCAAUGCCACUCCUCUUCCGGCCGGCCCGUUGAUACGACUUUAAGACACCCUCGUUCCUCAGACUAUGCUACCGACUCCAGUUCAUCCCCCAGGUUGACACGCGUGAUCCAGGAGCAAGAAUGA